Messenger RNA from Oryzias latipes (Japanese medaka), 3356 nucleotides. It is a transcript of the gene gabrr3a, whose product is annotated as gamma-aminobutyric acid type A receptor subunit rho3a. Gene Ontology annotation, biological process: monoatomic ion transmembrane transport. The record is from RefSeq and is a predicted model, not a curated record. Gene Ontology annotation, cellular component: membrane. Lineage: Eukaryota; Metazoa; Chordata; Actinopteri; Beloniformes; Adrianichthyidae. Gene Ontology annotation, molecular function: transmembrane signaling receptor activity; extracellular ligand-gated monoatomic ion channel activity.
CAUGUUGCGUCAGGACACACAAGCAGAGGGAUGGCACAGUGAUGAGCAAACUUGGCCAUGAUGACGCCUGAGCUCUGGAGCUAAGCACUGGAUAUCUGAUCUGAUGCUCGACGUGUUACAGGAGAUGAGAGCGUGGGACAUGGCGGCUUUUUUGUGGCAGGGCAGGAUGAGGGCCUCCGGAACAUGGAUGCAUCUAUGAAGGACGGGGACCUCUGUGGCACUCUCUGAGCGAGACGCUGACCAAGUGGGAGGGACAUUUGGGUUCCUCUUGUGUCUCAAGUCCCGUCUCAACCAUGAGAUUGGCCCUCCUGGCCUUAAGACUGAUGUGCUUGGCCUGGCUGUGGCCUGUCACUCAGCUCAACAGCAGCACUUUCCCCAAAAAGAGGAGGCACAAGGAGCUGCACGUCGGAGAGAACACUAAACUAAAGCAUGGAGACACUAAGCUAAAGCACGGAGGAAGAGUUGAUCUUAAGAUGAAAAAGCUGGACAGCACAAAGUCUCUGUUAAUUAAGUCUGAGCAGCUGCUUCGGAUUGAAGAUCACGACUUUGCAAUGCGCCCAGGUUUUGGAGGCUCAGCCCUUCCUGUUGGCAUAGACGUCCAGGUGGAGAGCAUUGACAGCAUAUCGGAAGUAAACAUGGACUUUACAAUGACACUUUACCUGAGGCACUACUGGCAGGAUGACCGACUGGCCUUCCCCUCUAGCAGCAACAAGAGUCGCACAUUUGAUUCACGCCUUAUCAAGAAAAUUUGGGUUCCAGAUGUGUUCUUUGUCCAUUCCAAACGCUCAUUUAUUCACGAUACGACCAUGGAAAACAUCAUGCUUAGAGUUUUUCCUGAUGGCAACAUUCUCUACAGUGUCCGGAUCACUGUGACAGCGCUCUGUUCAAUGGACUUUAGCAGUUUCCCUUUGGACACACAGAACUGCUCCCUAGAGCUGGAGAGCUAUGCAUACAAUGAGAAUGACCUAAUGCUCUACUGGAAGAAUGGGAAUGAUUCGUUGAGGACUGAUGAGAUUGUGCUCUCUCAGUUUUUUGUUGAAGACUUCCAGCCUUCCUUUGGGCUUGCCUUUUACAGCAGCACUGGUUGGUACAAUCGACUCUACAUAAACUUCAUUCUAAGGCGGCACAUCUUCUUCUUCAUGCUGCAGACCUACUUUCCAACCAUGUUGAUGGUCAUGCUAUCCUGGGUUUCCUUCUGGAUAGACAGGAGGGCUGUGCCUGCACGGGUCUCUUUGGGUAUCACCACAGUUUUGACCAUGUCCACCAUCAUCACUGGCGUCUCAGCCUCCAUGCCGCAGGUUUCAUACGUCAAAGCUGUGGACAUCUACUUAUGGGCCAGCUUCCUGUUUGUCUUUCUGUCUGUCAUUGAAUACGCUGCCGUCAACUAUUUCACCACGGUGGAGGAGAUGAAGAAGCUCAAGAACGCAAAGAUUCCCAGCUCCUUUAAUGCUAACCAGGCUAUGGCCUUCGAUGGGUGUUUCCAUGACAACGACAUUGACCUGCCCUCUUUUCCCGAGGGGACCAGCACCCCGAACACAGAGAGAAACACGCAAUCGCGAAACUCCACCGUCUCUGCGCCUUCAGAAGGGACCAGGCUUCGCCGCCGGAAAACAAUAAAACACAACCUCAACUUCAUUAUGAGCAACAGCUACAUGAUUGACUCUUACUCCAGAGUUAUAUUUCCUAUGGCUUAUCUGCUCUUCAACAUCCUUUACUGGAGCUUGUAUGCAUAGGGGAACGAAUGAGAGGCACAAUAAAGUGUUUUUGAAGAAGUUCCCAAUACAGUGCACUGUAAUAAAAAAAAAAAACAACACACACAAACACAGCAUGUCCUGUUUAUUACCGUAUGUCUCAAAUAUGUCUGUGCUAAGAACUUCCACUUUUGAAGGUUUUACAGGUCUGAAAAAGUAUGUGGACUAAAGUGGGGCAGAGUAGGAAAACAUGUUUGAAUGGAUGUCUCUGUCUGUUUUUGAUUGGCAGUUUUUUUUACAGAGACCUUUUUAGACAAUCUUGUGUUUUUUUUUCUUUUUGCUGAAAUGACAUAUUAAAUUAUUUAUUUAAAUAUACAGCUAAACGUUUAGAACAAUAAAUACUCUCUAAAGUUUUUGUGUUAUUAUUUUUUUUAUGCUUCAACUAUUUAUAACAAUCUUUAUUAACCUAUUCCCGUUUCAAUCAAUUGCUCGAAUGCCUGGUUGAAAAAAUACACAAUUUCUUAAUGAGUUUCUGGAUACAGUAUACAGUAUACUCCAUUUUAUUUAUAAGAAUGCCUGUGGCAUUGUGGCUACUGGGUUAUAUUAAACCAAAUGGUACAUUUUCAUCCGGUUUUAGCCAGCUUUGUAGGAACAAUAACGAAACUAAAGUCUAAAUAUUGGUGUUGUCCUUUGUCUGACAAAAACUAAAUUGAUGGAUGUCCCGUCACUAACCCACAGUUCAAACAGCAACACUCAAAAGAAAUAGAAAAUUGAAUAUGCUGUUUGGUUGUACAAUCAGAAAAUUGUAAAAACACAAAACAAAAAGAGAAAACAAACAGAAAAAACAUGAAUACAAUUCAUAUUUGAGAUUUAAUUGCACAUUUUACAACAGUUCAAUUUUAAAAUCUGACAAUUACACACUUUAAUGGAAAUGUCCCCACUGUAAGACAAUAAAUGUUAAUCUUAAAUAUAUUUAUUUCAUUAAAAACAAAGAAUACUAAAUUUACGGAUUUUAAAUAAAACAGGACCUUCUUUUAGUACGGAAACAGGAAUACAUUUUUUUAUCCUGACAUCUUUAUAUCAAACAUUCAAAAAAUCAUAACUCAAUAAAAAAGUUAAGCUUUUAUAAACAUACUGUUUUAUGCUGUUUCAAAUUGCUUGAAGUUUAUGUUGUAUGGUAAAAUAAUCAACAUUCAUUGGAACAACUGAGUAAAUUAUUGGGUCAUCCUUCUUGACCUUGUCAUCACCUCCCCCACACAUGUAGUUCUCAUGAGCACAAAAUAAAUCAAUAAAGUGAAAUUAAGUUUUAAGUUGAAAUUGCUCCUGAAACCAGCCUCCAGUGGCAAAUUUUAGGACAUUUAACACGUAUAGUCAAGCUUUAAAAUUCAGGAACGUAAUUUGAGGGCUUGGUGAUAACAGCCAAAGACAGAAGCAGAAGUCCAGACUAGACCCAUGUUUAUUUUGUAUAAAGGGAAAUCCCAGUUCUUUGUUUGAUGCUAUCCAUCACUUCCCUUUCGAUGAAAUUUUGGCCAAGUUUUCUUAAAAACAGGAUUUAAAAUUAAAGCUUUAAGCUUUGGCUGCCAGGCUUCACAUAUGAUUAACCUUUGUGCUAUCCUAUGACCCCACCCUUACAUUGACGUGUUCUCCCUACCAUGACAAAGGUGG